Messenger RNA from Scylla paramamosain (green mud crab), 1988 nucleotides. RefSeq lists its product as uncharacterized. Lineage: Eukaryota; Metazoa; Arthropoda; Malacostraca; Decapoda; Portunidae. Bases 693 to 1988 code for a protein of 431 amino acids. The transcript is spliced from 3 exons. The record is from RefSeq and is a predicted model, not a curated record.
CUCGUUUGCGACAACAACGUCAUAACUAAAAAAAAAUGGAUUUUCGAGUUAUCCAUAUAGACAUAUUCAUCUUGAAACGCAGAUUUUUUGGCAAAAGUGUCAUAAUUGUAGUUAAAAAAUUGACCGCUAGAGGCGCUAAAUGUCAUAACGACAUAACAUAAUAUGUACCAACUUCUUUGCGUGAAGACCGUUACAUGUCAGUUGUGCUGUGACCAUCGUUGGGGUAACUACACUCACGCUGUCAUUUAGAGUGUCAUAUUUUGAUUUAGAACUAUGUUAGUACAAAAUGUAAGUACUGAACUUAUGAAUUAUGUUUCAUGCAAUAAUGUGUUAUUUUGAUGUAAUACGUUUUGUCUGCGAACAUAGAGCUCUAUAUUUUACGUCAUUAUUCAAAAUGUGUCAUUAUUGGUAAAAACAAACAGAUCUAUGUUUUACGUCCUAAUUCAAAAUGUGUCAUUAUUGGAAAAAAACCUUGUGAAUAAUAGGUGUUGUAUUUGAGUUAUGACAGUAUUGUUACAAACAUUACCUCGUAUUACAGCAGCACAUUUUUGUUUAACUUAAAUUAUGUCAUUGUUAUUUGAAAAUCUUGCGAAAAACUUAAAAAAGUUAGUGUAUUAUUUACAUUGGUGACAUUGUUGCAACAAAACAUUGUAUUCAUAAAUAUCAUAUUUUUUUCAGAUUAAAUAGGUACCAUGUCAUGUAGAGGAAAACUUAUGCUAGAAUUAGCAUUAAAGGCUAAGGAAAACAGUGAAGAAAACCCUGAGGAAAAUAGUACAGGAUGUGAACUUGCUGUUGACCCUCAAAUCAAUGAUGACCAUCUGCUGCCAUCAGCAAACAUUACGGGUGCAAGCUCUGCUUCAAAUAACAGGAAGUCUUCUUCUAGUAGUGACUCGUCCUCUAGUAGUGACUCGUCUUUUAGCAGUGAAUCAUCUUCUAGCAGUGACUCAGAAACUGAAGAUAUUGACACAGAUGAUUCCGUGAAAGAUAAGGACUAUAUCCCAAGCAAAGAGGAAGAAGAGAGUUUUAACCUUGAAGAGAAGGACGCAGUUGAUAAAAUUCCUGUACUAGUUAGUCCGCAAAAGGGACGUAAACGUAAACAGCACCUGAGUCAAUGGAAGAAACAUAAAGCGAAAAAAUUAAGGAACUCUGGAAAGGCUUAUAUAAGCAAAAAUAAGAAAAUAAGACCAGAAAGGAAAAUGAAACUGCCAUGUGGAAAUAAAUGUCGAAUUAAAUGUUCAGAACAGAUAAAUGAAGAAGAAAGUCAAAAACUCUUUGACUCUUAUUGGGCAUUAGGAGACAUUGCUCAACAGUGGCAGUUCAUUUCAAACUGCAUUAAAACUGUUAGAUCUAAAUACAGGUAUGUUCGUGACGGAGGCAACCGUCAACCUAGGAACAAUAACAGUUCCUUUCACUUCAUGGUUGGUCAGAAUGAAAUUCGUGUUUGCAAACUUUUUUUCAAGAACACACUUGAUAUCAAUGACCGGCCAAUAAGAACAGCUUUAGUAAAGCAAAGCAGAGUUGCUAAUGUUCUUAUGGAACCUGAUAAGAGAGGCCAACAUGGUAAUCAAGUAACUGUUGAUCCUGAAAUUAGGAAAGGCGUCAAGGCACAUAUUGAGUCUAUCCCUCAGAUAGAGAGUCACUAUACGAGAGCUACAUCAAGUAGGACAUUCAUAUGCGGCUCUAAAACAAUUGCAGAAAUUCACCGCGAUUAUGUUGAGAAGUCCAAACAACAAAAGGUACCUUAUGCCAAUUACACUCUGUUUUAUCGCAUUUUUACCACAGAGUAUAAUAUUUCUUUUUUUGUUCCUAAAAAGGACCAAUGCGAUGUUUGUUCAUCUUAUCUUAAUGCAGAGAAUGAAGAACAUAAAGAUAAAACUGAGAGUGAAGCAGUUGUUGCUGUUUAUGACCUUCCGGCUUUCCUGGGGUGUAGCAGAGUGGUCCACAAGAUGAUUCCUAACCACCAGGAGGUGACGGAACUAAGAGUAUGA